CAGAGACACAAUGAGUUAGUCGCCGAUCAUGAAACGAUUAGUAGCAAGCCGAAGUUGAAAACUUUAUUUGCCAUGGAGAGAGAGCUUGGAGAGACUUAUACUCGGUCUAUUUUUUAUAAAUUUCAAGAAGAGUUGUAUUAAAGCACCAUUUAUACUGCAAUUCUUUUACAAAAGAUGGAAGGCCUUUUCAUUUACAAUGUUGGAGUAUGUGAAGGAACAUCUCCUGAACGGCUAGUUGAAUUCGAGAUGGAAUCUAAACAAGCAAAAUGUAGUUGCUUGAAAUUUGAAUUUGAGGGCAUACCAUGUAGGCACAUAUUAUGCAUACUACGACAAUCUCGGAUACCCAAUUUGCCAGACCACUAUAUUUUGAAAAGAUGGACAAGGGAUGCUAAAAUGGAUUUUGUUUACGAUGCAAGUGGUGUGGAGUUAAAUAGAGAGAAACAUGAAUCGUAUGCUCUUCGAUAUAGCAAUUUGUUAGACAUUUCUAGAAAUCUUGCCAAAGAAAGUGCUAAUUUUAAAGAGACAUAUCAUAUAUGCAAAGAAGGGUUACAAGAUAUUCUCAAACGAGUUCAAGAACAGAAGUUAGUUGCUGGCGAGACAUUGGUGCUUAAAAAUAAGAAACAAAUAAAGAAGAUUACUAAAGUAAUCAUUAAAGACCCAGUGCGUGCUAAAACUAAAGGAAGUGGAAAAAGAUUAAUUUCUGAAAGGGAAAAGGUUGCUCGUAAGAAAGAUAAAAGAAGAUGCAAUGGAUGUGGGAAAUGGGGUCCUGGCCAUGACAAACGUAAUUGUCCAAUAUGGAAAAAACUAAUAAGAUCUCCCUCGUGCCAAGAACCAUCAAUGAAUGAAGUUGAUAUGCGUGAAGAACCAUCAGAUGACGAGCUUGAUAUGCAUGAAGAACCAUCGGAUGACGAGGUUGAUAUGCAUGAAGAACCAUCGGAUGACGAGGUGGAGACAUUAGGUCAUGACACACCACUAUCUUAAUAAUGUAAUCAAUAGCAACUUUUUAAUUUACUCAUUUACUUGGUAAUUAUGUAACUAUGACUACAAAAAACCAUGCAUAUGAAACUCAAGAGUAGUUAAUGAUUAUUUGAAUGAAUUUUUCAUAAAUUUGUUAUUAAAAAAAUAGUUUAUUUGCAUUAUGAUUAUUAAUUAGGAUAAUAUUU
Messenger RNA from Magnolia sinica, 1163 nucleotides. RefSeq names its product protein FAR1-RELATED SEQUENCE 2-like. Gene Ontology annotation, molecular function: zinc ion binding. The transcript has 2 exons. Lineage: Eukaryota; Viridiplantae; Streptophyta; Magnoliopsida; Magnoliales; Magnoliaceae. The record is from RefSeq and is a predicted model, not a curated record. Bases 175 to 981 code for a protein of 268 amino acids.